GCAUGUGAAGGUGGAUUUCAAUGUGUUAAACCCUGAAAAUGCAGCCAGUGAAUUCUAGUAGAUGUGUGGCAUCAUGUCAACAGCAUGCGAUUACAUGGGAAACCUCCCUGAAUCCCUCAGCAACACCAUGAUUCAGUGAUGGACUCCGAGUCCCAACAGGGCCGACAUAGACUCAAGUUCCCAGCAACUCCACGAGCUCUCACACCCUCAGCCUCACCCUCCUUCUGAUUAUACACACACACCUGUUUCUAGAGGGGAACCGUCAGGGCCUUUUAGGCGUUCAGAGAAGCCCAGACAUAUCAGCAUUUCAAAGGCUAUUCUUUUUGGGCUGUAUGGAUGCUGUCAGUCCCGACUCGCUUGCUCACUCGAGUUUGUUGACGGUGUAGUGGCUGGCUGCUUUAUGUCCUGGGGCUCCCUCAUGCCUGUGUUACCUUCUGGCUCUCCCCUUUUAGUUAUGCUGUCAUAGUUAGUUGCCGGAGUCCCUGCUUGUACUCAGUGCAAUAUGUAUACUGUCCCUACUUAUUCAGGUGACAUUGGGCAUACCUAACAACCUGUGUUUUCUCUCUUUUCUCCCCCCCCAAUCUGUCCCUCUGAGUUACAUGUCGGUCCUGGGAUCGAGAUGCUGACCUCUUUUGCUCCUCGGACCUGCCUGAUCCAUCCUGGUGCCCUGUGUCUGGUUGGAGUCUCAUCGCAUCGCUCCUGUGGAGGGCAGCCCCAUGUGGACAGUUGGGGGUCGCGCCUGGAGGACGCUCUGGACUCUUGCAGUGGUGCUUUUGUGGCUGGGGACUGAAGUUGACUUGCUGACUUUAGGACUACAGUUGACUUGCUGACUUUGGGACUACAGUUGUCGUGAACGGUUUUGCGCUCGGGUUUCCGUCGGUGGGGGGUUUAUAGCAUCAACGAAGCUGACUUUGUUAGGACUGUUAAUGUUAUUGUCAUGUUAUCUGUUGUUGCCCAGAUGGGGAUGAGUUCCCUUUUGAGUCUGGUUCCUCUCGAAGUUUCUUCUUGGUUUUUGGGAGGAACCAAAAAUUUAUCAUCCUCGGCCUUCUCGAACCCCAACACGAGCUUAAUCACGAGUUGAUGCCAUCAGCGCAGCCGUAAAGCCACCUUCCAGCCAGUGUAGCGUUCAUCAGUAGUGUUAGCGAAUGCUAAUUAAUAAAACGGUCAAGCCAGUGCUAUCGAGAGCAAGUAGCACAGAGUAAUGACCAAGAAACUAAGAUUUCUGUCUCCAGACUCUUCUUCCAUGCUGCACGCUCACUACAAUAUUUUGCAGUCAGACUUAAGUAUUCAUUUCCGUGUGUAAUUACUGAGUUACUUUUAAAAUCAACAUCAACAUGGAGUGACCUGGCAGCCUGCUGCUAAUUCCUUGCAAAAUCCUUUGCCCUGUUGCUUUUUUUAUGUGCCUGGCUAAGUUUUGACUGAGCUCAAGUCCCAGCUCUAAUAGCAAUGGUUCGCCACUGCCUGUUUCUCACAACCACACUGUCAGAAAUAGGGGUACAAUAGGAGUCCGUUUCUGUCCCCCAAGGUACACUCUAUACUAAUGAACCCCUUAGGGCUCAUUAUUGGACCUCAACGUAACUAUGUGUACCUUUUUAGGGACAAAAAGGUACAUAUAAGUUCCCAAUCAGUAUAUAAAGGGUACAAAUAAGUACCUUAGAAGGUGACAAGCCAGUGACAAGCCAUUGUGCCCCUAAAGGUACAAUAAUGUACUUUAUUUUCUGAGAGUGCACCAGCAUGGAGAGCUUAAAUGAAAGUUUCACACCCUCACAUGUUGCGAAACAAUUUGCUUCGUCUCUGUGUCAGGUGUUUGCAGUUCACCCGACCUCUGUUAAGCCCUUGACCUUGAUUUUGGAUCAUGAUUCUGAUUGCUGUUUGCUGUUUGGCUGAUCCCUGUGCCCAUCCUUGACUCUGUAUUCUGCCUGCAAUAUUGGGUUCAUCUGCCUGAACUCUUUGGCAAAGUAAAGAACAUCCCGAGCCUCUCUCUCUCUCUCUCUCUCUCUCUCUCUCUGUCUGUCUCUCUCUUUGUGCUUCUCCUCCAAAUGCAUGCAGCAGACCCCGAUUCCCUCCAGACCACUCUCUCUGCUCAUAUCAGAGAGCACAAACAGUGUCUCCAGGAGAUCUCUAACCAGAUCCCACAGCUCUUGUCAGCCCUCACCCAACUGUCAUCUCAGCAUGCCAGACCAGCGAUGCUUCCUGCUCUGGUUCCACCUUCUCAGUGUCUCACUGCCUGGCCUGAUAUGUUCACAAGAGAUCCUUCACAAUGUCAAGACUUCCUCCUUCACUGCCAGCUGGACUUCACCUCGCACGAUGGCUUCUCAAACCAAGCCAAGAUUACUCAUGAUUGUAACAUAUCUUGAAAUGAUUCGAUAAAGUGAGCUGCUAUCUUCCUACAAGCACUUCAUCACCCUGUUUUGCCAAGUCUUUGAAUGCAGCACGAUGGGCAAGGAAGUUGGCAAGCAGUUGUUUUGUUCACUAUCAAGCAGGGCAAGAUGGAGGUGGAACAUGCCUUGGAGUUUCAUGUGCUAGCAGCAGAAUGAAGCAAUGCUGAAAAUUGGACUUCACCAAGGGGCUGAACAAUGACGUCCUCACUGAGUUAGCUUGUCAUGACGAGGCAGCAACACUCGGGCUCUGGAGUAAACCUCAUUAACCAAGCUUCAGCCUUCCAGCUCAAUUUACUGCUCCUGACUCGACCACAAAUCCUUCACAUCAGCACCAGAACUAUUACCCAAUGCACCACUUACAGCCAACUCUGCAUCAGCAGCUUGCAUCACAAGUAUAUCACCCUCUCUUUCUGUGCCUACCCUGGAUGCAAGUCCAUAACCCACAGAUUUCUUGGACGAAUACACAGUGACACCGUAUGGCCUCUCUUCCGCCCCCUCUGUGUUCCAGCGUUUGAUCAAAGACAUGCUGAGAGAUAUGCUAGAAAGUUUGUUUUCACAUACAUCAGCAACAUUCUGAUCUAUUCCCCUUCCCUGGAAAGUGAUGUUGAUGACAUUAAGAGAGUGCUGUCUCGUCUGUUGCAAAGCCAGUUGUGUAUCAGAGGAGAAAAAUGCAAAUUCUACAUCCCCACUAUCUCCUUCCCGGGGUACACUGUUAACCAGGAAGGAAUAAUCAUAGAUGACAUCAAAGUAAACACAGUGUACAUACAGUACAGACUUACAACGUAAACUUCUACCACCACAUCAUAUGAGGUUUCAUGGGCUUCUUUGCCUAGGGCCUCCAGAGUCUAGGAUCACCACUGACCAAGGCCAAGGUAUUUUUUUUAAAUGCACUACAAUAUCAUGUUUAAAGAAAUGUUUACUUUUUCUUGUAAUUCACCAACAGUGAUCCUUGGGGAUUUUUUCGCCUCUCUUACCCUCCUCCUCCUCCUCACUGUCCGUGGGGGCAAAAUAAACUCGGGUCCUCUUCCAGUGUGUCUCCUUUGGCGUGCCGUAGAAGAGGGCCUUAUUCAAGUGGGAAUGUUGACUAGCCGAAGAUUGGUGAAGGUGGCGUUGCCGCUGGCGUUGCCCGGCUCUCUGUACCUCGUUUCAGGACGGGUUUUUGCUGCCAGUGAGAACGAAGGAAGUGAUUCCUCUCUGAUUACAGAUGAGCUCUCUCUGUAUACCACCCCACACACUCGAGUACACUCCGUGAAGCCGGAAGUCAGCCGUGUGGAGCAAAGUGUAGCGUCGCUGAGGAAAUCUGCAGAGCCGUACACAGCAUGGUGUCAGGACAAGACAUCGUAUGCCCUGGAUAAAGCCGAGGAAUGUUAUAAGAUGAUCGAGCCUGGAAUUGAAACAUCUGUACAGACUGCGAGGGACACUUACGCGUUUCUGGUUAAUCCUCCGUCCAAGUUCUACCCAAGUGUCAGUGCCGUGGGGUUUUCCGCAAUCCUCGGACUUUACCUUGCCAAAGGUGGAAGAGUAAAACGUCUUCUCUUCCCCGUUGGGUUGAUGACUCUGAGCUCCUCCAUGUUCUACCCCCAGCGCGCUGCCUCUCUGGCCAAGGAGGCCAAAGACCAGAUAUCCAGUUUGAGUUCACGGACACGUGUGUUUUUGGAGGACGUGUGGAAGGGAAAAUCACCUGGGAAGGAGAAAUGAAGAGUCACGGGUCAAAGACAGAUGAAGAUUUAAAGAAGGGACAGUUCUUCUCCAGCUGAAAGAGACUUCACUCUGCUCAGCUCAUAAAACUCCUAUCAGUUUUAUUCUGGUGUGUGGAUCUGGAACAGUGCACAUUCGAUCUAUGAAUCAGUCCAGAAGUUCUCUUCUUCUCGUGUUUAAACACUACUAUUGUCUGUCUGUAUCAUGUCUCAGCAUUAAAUCAUAAUUUAUUUGAAGUAGCGAAGCAGUUUAAGGACAGUUUCCCCCGAGGAAGCCAUCAGUACGGGAUGUUUCUCUAUCUGACAGAUUUGAAUUGAAAUGUCGAAAAGGGAAUAGAUCUUAAUCGAGAUCUGUGGACAGAUCACUAGAAAAGGUAUCAUUGAUUCAAUUCCAUGACAAUGUGUUUACAUUUUUUGCUAAAUUUUUGUUAAAAUUGCAUUUUAUAGACACUAUGUUAAGAUUUAUAUAUGUGUGUGUUUGUUUAUUUUGUAUGAUGCAUCGGUCUUUGGUGUGUUACUAACUCUGUCAAAGUCAAAAUCAGACUUAUUAAAGAAAAUAUCUCACAAAUAAACAAAUUGAGCUAAAAGUUGGUCUUUAUAGGGGUGUUCACACGGCAACUUUUACUCCGGUGUAGCACCGGGGCUGCCCCGGUAGAGCGUUCACACAGUACAGUGAACCCUCGUUUAUCGCGGGGGUUACGUUCCAAAAAGGACCCGCGAUAGGCGAAAUCCGUGAAAUAGUCAACUUUAUUUUUUUACAACUAUUAUACAAUACAAAUGUAAAGCAUUUGUUUAAGAAAUUAAAAAAAACGUUCUUGCAAAUAACUAUGACAGUUUUUAAUACUUUUAAAAUAAUAAUACUGUAAUAAUACUGUAAAAUAAUAUUUUUAAUAAUGAAUACGAGGUUAGACACAUUGCGACUCACGCGUAUUUCACAGUCCCUCUGACUGUGCCUCUUCGUCCUGACUCCGCUCCGCUGUAGCGUCAUUUUCUGCUGAAGGCUGUGGUGCAGGUGUCUUUUUCCGAGAGAAGAACAUAGUUAUGGGUAGUUGUUGGCACUCUUUUUUCUUCUGGGCAAGAAGAUUCUUGUAAACAGACAUGCCACCUUCGAUUAUAUUUGAAAACUGUAACGAGCAACACAUCAACGGGUCCCAUUCUUGUGCCACUCGCUGAAGUUCAGUGUUCUGAACACAAUGCACUGUAAAAAAAAAAAAAAUCCGCGAAACAGCGAAGCCGCGAAAGAUGAACCACGUUAUAGCGAGGGUUCACUGUACAAAGUUAUACCGGUGUAGCCCCUGAAAGCUGCUUAAACCGGUGCAAAUCUAACCCUGCUCUGGAGGUGGUUUAAGAAAUUUACUCCGGAGUAAAUGCUAGUUUGCGGGGCAGCACCGAUAUAAAAUGGGACGUCUGAAUGCUACACCCUGUUCAUCCACAUUGUUUUCCCAGCGCUUGGUGAUGCCAUGACAACCGUCCACAUGGCCAUGAACGACACGAAGUCGUCAAUUUGUUGCCGAAUGAAUUGUAGAAUGCGUUGUUUUCGUGCUCUCUUGUACUUGCGCAACCUUUCCUUUCUCUCUUUUACGGUGUCUGAUAGACCACAACGUAGAAAGUUUGUCUGGAGAAGUAUAAACCAUGGUUUUUCGAUAUAUCAAUCACAAACAAGGCGGGAAAAGGAAGUACAUUUUCACGCAUGCGCAUAUUUCAUUUCCGCAUUAUUACUAUCGUAUAGCACGGUCACAAAAACUGCCGUGUGAACGCAAGUGGGGCUGCACCGGUGCUAACACGCUUCUCUCUAGUAAGCAGGUUUGUGACGUGUGAACGCUCCACAAAAUUUACACCGGUGUAAGAUAUAUCGCAACAAAAUACAUCGGUGCAGCAUCGAUGCAAAUAUGUGCCGUGUGAACACCCCUUAAGUCUGUCCUUUAUUAAAACAAAAAAAAGCUGCAUGUUGAAUUUGUUCUUAACAAUAUAACCACUAAAGUUAGGCGUAUCAGACGCUCGUUGGCCGUGUUGUGAAAGCUGUCCAUGCAGACGCUCAUCUAAGUUUCCAAAUCUGUCAUUGCUUAACUCUUGAAUAUUUUCUGUCAUUAAAAAACUUAUAGGGCAGCACGGUGGUGUAGUGGUUAGCGCUGUCGCCUCACAGCAAGAAGGUCCUGAGUUCGAGCCCCGGGGCCGGCGAGGGCCUUUCUGUGUGGAGUUUGCAUGUUCUCCCCGUGUCCGCGUGGGUUUCCUCCGGGUGCUCCGGUUUCCC
This is a messenger RNA of Neoarius graeffei (lesser salmon catfish), 6329 nucleotides long. RefSeq names its product MICOS complex subunit MIC26-like. Gene Ontology annotation, cellular component: MICOS complex. The transcript is spliced from 10 exons. Bases 3267 to 4079 code for a protein of 270 amino acids. Gene Ontology annotation, biological process: cristae formation. NCBI's taxonomy places the organism in Eukaryota, Metazoa, Chordata, Actinopteri, Siluriformes, Ariidae. The record is from RefSeq and is a predicted model, not a curated record.